This is a messenger RNA of Endocarpon pusillum Z07020, 1551 nucleotides long. RefSeq lists its product as uncharacterized. The record is from RefSeq and is a predicted model, not a curated record. The transcript has 3 exons. The coding region runs from base 1 to 1551 and encodes 516 amino acids. Lineage: Eukaryota; Fungi; Ascomycota; Eurotiomycetes; Verrucariales; Verrucariaceae.
AUGUUUUUCUUUUUAGUUGCAAUAUUUUACACUCUGCUGAUACAGUUUGCGUUGGCUGGUCCAAUACACAGAAAUUACGAUGUGGUAAGAAGGGGCGAUACCCCUUCGAAGCGCUUCAUAGCAUUUUCGAAUCCUAUUUCAUUCCAUCUACUCCACGCACAAGAAACCGGCGCAACAGGAGUCUCGCCACCAACAUCUGAACCCACCCCUCCCACCUCAACCUCGAAUGGCAAAGAGGACGGAAAGGUGCCAGCUGUUGGAGUUGGAGCAGGAAAUACAUCGCUUCUUGCGCUACUAAGUUCAACCUUGACAAGCUCGACUGAAACCGCUACCUCAACCAUUCCGCCGUCAUCAAGCGGUGUUGCGAUCAAUCCGACCAAUUCUCAGGUCCAAGAGGCUGCUCCCGCUUCCACGCAGUCCAAGCAAGACGGCAAAGUUCCAGCGGUUGGAGUGGGGUCCGGCAAUACUUCAUUGCUUGCAAUACUUAGCUCUGCCAUUGAUGCAGCUACUCAGACCUCUGUUGCUGUUGCCGCAAGUUCCACCGUUGAGGCAGCCAUUCCAUCGUCUCCGUCUAUUGCUGCCAGCUCCACCGUAGACGCCACCGCAGAGUCAUCUACGCCUGAUGCUGCUAGCUCUACAGUGGCUACCGUAGUUGAACCCUCUACAUCAAGUACUAUCGAAGGAGGCGUUCCGCCACCUUUGCCCAGCUCGUCCAGCUCUACAAUCGACCCCAAUAUUCAAACUUCCACCUCUGCCGUUGCUGUUGAAGUGCAGCCAACUCAGACCACAAUUCAGAAUGCUGAAUCGGUAGCCCUGAGCUCAACAUCAUGUCCGAGUAUGAGCACAACCUCUGCUAGCCAAGACAACACCAGCGUUGUUCCAAUUCCGGCCACACAGGAAUCCUCGAGUACUAUUGAAAACGCCGCCGCUUCUGAGGCAAAUUCGCAAUCAGGCACUCCGACUGGUUCACCAGUACCCGCACUCGGUUCGCCAGAACAGUCUAUCCCUCCAGUCCCAGUCCCGGAACCAACAGUCGACCCAGCAGCCCGCCUACCUUUUAGCGAAUCAGCACCUGCAGCCCCAGAGACACCAUUAGCGCAGUCUAUUGAGUCUUCCGUCACGCCAUCCGGCGAGACCGCCGAGACACUCACCAUUAGUCUUCCUGUAACCAUGGUUACCACGGUCUCUGAUACGUCCGAGUCUCCUUCCGUUCCGGAAAUAUCAUCAGCAUUGACAUCCCCUGGCCCUCUAGCCUCAACUACCGUCACUCCACUGGUGAGCCCAGAGAGCUUGGUCACACCCAGCGACCCACUAGCUCCCACGCCCACACCUCUUGUGGCAAUCCAAACACCGGGGGCCUCUUCCGAGGCUACACCGCCGGUACCAACUUCUGCAUCUACUGGGAGUGCAGCGGAUAUUACAAUACCCUUAGGCGCAUUCUCGAUCAUACUGCAAUCAGCCCCCGUCCCUACCGCGAGUGGUAACACCGUCAUACCUGUCAUGGGCCCCUUUCUUACCGUGACAGUAACUACCACUGUAACCGCAGGAUAA